Messenger RNA from Pleurotus ostreatus (oyster mushroom), 1032 nucleotides. RefSeq lists its product as uncharacterized. The transcript is spliced from 6 exons. The record is from RefSeq and is a predicted model, not a curated record. Bases 1 to 1032 code for a protein of 343 amino acids. Lineage: Eukaryota; Fungi; Basidiomycota; Agaricomycetes; Agaricales; Pleurotaceae.
AUGAGGCAAAGGCUAGAAUUUACCUUCCGUCGACUCCGCAAGGAAGAAUGGUCAGCAUACCUUUUCCGUGUAUACGAACUCCCCCAGACACUCGGAAUAUACGCCUUACAGCGCAAUCACGACUUGGAAUCACUAUACACCGGCGACCCCUUCCGAGGGCUCCAAGUACUCAUCGUCGAUCACCCUCUCAGGGGUUAUGAAGGCUACAUCGUUGGAUCCCGUUUAGUCAAGCCGGUAGUUGACGGGGACGAUGAAGCAUUCGAAUUCGAGGUCAACAAAUUGAACCAUAUAACCCACUACACAACCUGUAUCUCCGCUAAAUAUCUCCAAGAGAAACAUUCUGGGAUACCCCUCAUGGAAGCCAUCCAUCUGCCCCCUCAAAUCCUUCAUCAGCAGACGCAGGGGGGUACCGUACUUCCAGGGACCCCUCCGCCUAUAGGAAUGACCCCACGCAGCCAUGAUUCAGAAUCUACGUGGCAAGAGGUGGCAUACAAAUAUACUCGUGGUGAAAUCUUUGCAAACCAUUGGCUCAGGAAUCCUGUCAUGAUGCACAAGAAAUUCCAAAUAAUGGUAUUACAGACCCUCAUUGACGACAGAUCAUAUCGGACGGACAAUAUGAUCAGUGGGUACACUGUAGUGACAGAGGCGGUGACUCCUUGGGCUGAGCGGAUCGUUGUCAAGACGGGGAAUCAGAAUAACCUCAGACAAAAAGAUGCGGAGCUGAGGAAGGUGAUUCCAGAUAACCUUGCAUUAAAAUCCGGCGAACGAGUGAUUGUCAUUGGGACGGACGCGGCGGGCAGCACCAAAAGUAUGGGGCUCGUAGGACUUGUGACCGACUCACCGUAUGCGCUAAAAGAGGGUGUUCAUUUGAUUGUGUUUACUGAACCACCCGGUCGCUAUGCAUAUGUUUCCGGAUUCAACUUGUUAAAGACAGACCGUCAGAAGGCGGAAGACAAUUUGCGUGGAUCCUCAACUUACAAAGAUUUGAGUGGGGGUCGCCUCGUGCGAGUCAACGGCCCCAACGACUCGUGA